AUGAGACACCGGAAGCAUGGCAGGUCGGCAUGUGCUUGCCUGCCUCCUUUCCGCGGGAGCGACUGUUACAUUGUGGACCAGGGCGCGCGAGACAAGGAGAGGCCGUUUCGUGGAGCACUGGUUUACGUGCUGGACCGGCGCUCCGAGACCCUGGAGGCCUGCCUCGCAAAUCUCCGAAGGCUCAAUGUGCUCGCUGGAUGGGAGUACCCUCUGAUCAUCUUCACCGCCGGUGUCCUUCCCGAGCAAGAGAAGGAGAAGAUCAUCCUGGCAAGUGAGAACCGGGUGUGGUUCCUGAAGUCGCAGGACGCACACAUUGCAGGCAGCGGGAUGCUGCAGUGGUUUCGCCACACCCACCUCUUCGAUCAUCCAGGAAUUGCAGGCCUGGACAUCUUGUGGGACCUUACCGACGGGGACAUAGCCUUCAAGGAGGCAGAUGAUACCACUCAGUCAUCGAACACACGAACAGGGAGUCGAGAAGGAAUCGCUGCUCAAGAUCUGGAAUCGGUGACUGGCCUCCGCACUUCGCAGGAUGCCUUCUUGGGCGACCUCACAGAGCUUUUCUUGCAGCUGAGCCAGGCCUCGCUGGCUGCUGAAGGUGUCCAUGGCGACAUGAGCGCCUGCGUUGUUUGGAAGAGGGCUUUCAUGAGCGAGCCCCUCUUUCGCCAGUACAUCCAGUUCUUGGAGGAUGCUGUCGGUGGAGCUGCAGAGGCCGCUCUGCGAUUCGAUGCCCUGUCGGUGCGGAAUUUCGGCACGGAGAUGCUGCAUCGACAGGUUCGUGGAAGUCAGCUGCUGCAACUCGGUUUGAGCUUGCAAGAGUUCCUUUUCUGA
This is a messenger RNA of Symbiodinium sp. CCMP2592, 828 nucleotides long. NCBI's taxonomy places the organism in Eukaryota, Dinophyceae, Suessiales, Symbiodiniaceae. The record is from the annotation of a GenBank genome assembly.